AUGGGUCGCGUUCGCACGAAGACCGUCAAGAAGUCCGCCAAAGUCAUCAUCGAGCGGUACUACCCCAAACUCACCCUCGACUUCGAGACCAACAAGCGCAUCUGCGAUGAAAUCGCCAUUAUCGCCUCGAAGCGCCUUCGCAACAAGAUCGCAGGCUACACCACCCACUUGAUGAAACGAAUCCAACGCGGCCCCGUGCGUGGCAUCUCCUUCAAACUCCAGGAAGAAGAGCGUGAGCGCAAGGAUCAAUACGUGCCCGAGAUCUCCGCCCUCGACUUCACCCAGAACACCGAGUCCGGUCAGCUCGACGUGGACAACGACACCAAGGACCUGUUGAAGAGCAUGGGCUUUGACAGUAUCCCUGUCAAUGUCGUCCCCGUGAGCCAGCAGGCGCCCCAGGAGAGGGGUGGAAGGAGAGUCUUUGGCACCGAUCGGCCGGGGCGCCGCGAGUAG
Cladophialophora bantiana CBS 173.52 is the source of this 453-nucleotide messenger RNA. RefSeq names its product 40S ribosomal protein S17. Gene Ontology annotation, cellular component: ribosome. NCBI's taxonomy places the organism in Eukaryota, Fungi, Ascomycota, Eurotiomycetes, Chaetothyriales, Herpotrichiellaceae. The transcript is spliced from 3 exons. Bases 1 to 453 code for a protein of 150 amino acids. Gene Ontology annotation, biological process: translation. Gene Ontology annotation, molecular function: structural constituent of ribosome. The record is from RefSeq and is a predicted model, not a curated record.